AUGUUUCUAAAAUCAUGUCUUCUGUUGCCUCUCCUUCCUUUUGCUGCCGCCCAUUUCCUCCUAAACACUCCCCCGACAAUCGGGUUUUCGGAUGAUGAAGAAGGGACCUACCCUUGCGGUAGUUUCAAUGUCACCGAUCGGAAAACUGUUACGGAUUUCCCAAUCGUCGGGAUCCCUAUUUCCGUCACAUCCACACAUCCAGAAGACACAUGGUUCUUCAGGGUCGCAUUACUGAAUGAUACAGAAAACUGGGUCGAUUUAUUACCCGCGAUAUCACAGCAGGGUACUGGUGAUUUCUGUAACCCCAGCGUCCCAGGACCGGCUGCGUGGGAAGGAGAGGAUGGUGUUCUUCAGAUUGUGGCUAGCGCCCCAGAUGGAUACCUUUUCCAGUGUGCUGCUGUCAAGUUCGUAGGAGGAUCUGCCAGUACAACCGGAACGUGUAAAAACGGAACUAAAGUUAACGCGGAGUUUAUAGACGAGAAAUUGGUGUUGAAUGCGCAGACUACUAGUACUGCUGGUGGCUCUGAGGCUACCGAGAUGGCUACUAAGACUGGUGGGCCGGCGACGCAAACAUCGGCUUCGGGUAGUACUACAACGCCGAAUGCGGCUGAUAGGAGAGAUGGUGGGUUUGCGAUUUUGGGAGGGAUUGUCGGGGUUUUCGGGUUAUUGUUCAUUUAG
Messenger RNA from Orbilia oligospora ATCC 24927, 678 nucleotides. RefSeq lists its product as uncharacterized. The coding region runs from base 1 to 678 and encodes 225 amino acids. The record is from RefSeq and is a predicted model, not a curated record. The transcript is spliced from 2 exons. Lineage: Eukaryota; Fungi; Ascomycota; Orbiliomycetes; Orbiliales; Orbiliaceae.